This is a messenger RNA of Lathyrus sativus (Indian pea), 1068 nucleotides long. The record is from the annotation of a GenBank genome assembly. NCBI's taxonomy places the organism in Eukaryota, Viridiplantae, Streptophyta, Magnoliopsida, Fabales, Fabaceae.
AUGGAAGAUUCCGACUCCGAAACACCGACAUGGGAAGAAAUCGAGGCUUCAGAGAGCUACCUUGUUUGCUCCAUGUACGAACAAGCUGCAUCGUCCGCUUCCUCUAUCUUGAAACGCUUGCCUCGUGAUUCUGAUCACAGAGACACUGCAAUUCAAGAUAUGCUUCAAUCAACUGCUAUGGUCCUCAUUCAAGCAUUCGAUCAGCUUGGCAAGACACCGGAAAUUCUUGAUCAACUUAGAAUGCACUUCAUUUCACUAAAAACUAUUCCUGCACAAGUUCUCCUUACUGGAGCUUGUUUUCAAAUAGCACAAGGUUCUGCUUUUGGUGUUCGAGAAUUUCUCGAAGAAUUUCUUAAUGGAUGGACUCUUGGUGAUGGGCAAUAUGAUGCUGUCAUUGAAGAAGAAAAUGUAGGGCAUGGAAGUAGUUUCGAAAGACAUUUUGUUCUUGGAAUUGAUGAAUAUUUGGAAGUUGUUGAGGUCUACGCCAUCACACUUCUUGCAACGGUUCUAGAAGAUGUAGACCUUGCAAUUUCCUGGGUUGAAAAUGCUCCAUUGCCUGAGGAAGAUCGACAGGGACUUCUGAGAAGGUUGCACUCUAUGCACUCUAUUAAAAAUACCAUUUUGUCUCAAGUUUCCUCUCUGCAAUCACCUACAACGGCUACAAAUAACAAUGAAACUUAUUUGUUGAAAGAAUUACACAAGAGUAGAGGAUUGCCUGAAGCAUUGAAAGGCAAGUAUGCCGACAAUAAAAUGUAUAGGUCCAAAGAUGGAGGGUCAAAAUUGUCUGAACGAAUAGAGACAUGUUUUUGGUGUUUCCGUUCUAUUAAUUUGAAGUUUGGUAAUGUGGAGUUCGUCGUACCUAGUGGGAAGAUUAUACUUGGUUGUUUGAUCUUGUUUGUCUGUUAUGUUAUCAAAAGAAAGCAAGCUACUUUGAAAAGGACUGUAAGAAGACAAGUGGUCGUGGUGAAGAGGGCUUUGGUCGAUUUGUGGCGGCUUGCAUUUUCAUAUCAAGUUAAUCCUUUAGCCGCUGUUGAACCACUCGCUGUUGCAACACGUCAAGCUCAGUGA